GUAUGUAAAAUGCAUCACAGCCACAGUUACUCUUUAACAUAAGUGCAACAUUGGCGAGGGAGUGCACGGUGCUGGAUUGUAAUGUGCAUUUUCCCCGCAGCUUUAACGAAGCUCAAGAGUCAGCGCUGUUCACGUCAGCUAACGCUGCAGCAAAGCUAAUGGAUCGUGAAGCUAAGGAACCUGAGCAGCUCAGAAAGCUAUUUAUUGGAGGUCUGAGCUUUGAAACCACGGAGGAGAGUUUACGGGCCCAUUUUGAACAAUGGGGAACCCUCACGGACUGUGUGGUGAUGAGGGACCCCAACAGCAAGCGCUCAAGAGGGUUUGGCUUUGUAACGUACUCCUCUGUAAGGGAAGUCGAUGAUGCCAUGAAGGCAAGGCCUCAUAAAGUAGAUGGCCGAGUUGUUGAACCCAAGAGGGCCGUGUCCAGAGAGGACUCCAAUAAACCAGGUGCCCAUCUGACAGUGAAGAAGAUCUUUGUUGGUGGAAUCAAGGAAGACACCGAGGAGUACCACAUCAGGGAACAUUUUGAGAAAUAUGGAAAGAUUGAAUGCAUUGAUAUCAUGGAGGAACGCUCCACUGGGAAGAAGAGAGGAUUCUGCUUUGUCUCCUUCGAUGACCAUGACACUGUAGACAAAAUUGUUGCCCAAAAAUUCCACACAAUCAACUUCCAUAAUUGUGAGGUCAGGAAAGCUCUCUCAAAACAGGAAAUGAGUGCCAUAUCCAGUAACAGGGGUAGGAGUGGAGGAUCUGGAAACUUCAUGGGCAGAGGUAGUAAUUUUGGAGGUGGAGGCAACUUUGGCCGAGGUGGCUAUGGCGGAGGAAGAGGUGGUUAUGGGGAUGAUUUUGACAAUGGUCCCGGAGGAAAUUACGGUGGAGGACCAGGUUAUGGAGGAGGCCGAGGGGGCUACGGAGGUGGUGGUCCGGGGUACGGCAACCAGGGAGGUGGAUUUGGUGGCAGCUGCGAUGGAGGUUACGGAGGUAAUGACGGAGGUUAUGGAGGGGGUGGAAAUUACAAUGACUUCGGAAGUUAUGGUGGACAGCAGUCAAACUACGGGCCCAUGAAGGGAAACAACUUUGGUGGCAGAAACUCGGGUGGACCCUAUGGCGGUGGCUAUGGUUCUGGUGGCGGCGGCGGAGGUGGCUACGGCUCGCGGCGAUAUUAAUUAUUUCAUGUUUUGGCUUCAGUUCUUAGCAGGAGAGGCGAGGAGGUGAGCAAAGGAAUUGUCAGGAAAGCUGCAGGUUACUUUGAGGCAGUCAUCUGAAAGCAUUAGAGGAACACACAAGUCAGACAUUACUGCAGCAAGAAGGACUGUAUACACAAGACAUGAGUGCAGAUGAUACCCUUUCCUAAUUGUGAUAGAUGUUUCCCUACUAAGAAAAUUUUCCUUUUGUGCGUCUGAAGUGUGUGUGUAUUGUGCCUAUGGUAUCAGGGGUAAAGAGUAAAUUGUUUUUUUAUCUGAAGUCAGUUCUUAAUAUCUUUUAUUUUUAUUUUUUUAUAUGGGUUAGUUUUCUCCUGGUCUAUUAAUCUUAUGUCUUUUAACCUGGUUUUUGUCAAAUAGCAUAGUUGUAUCAGGCCCUCAGAUGAGCUAGAAUUACACUGUUUUUCUUUCUGAAGUUAUUAUGAUUGCUCAAUUGCAAGUGUCAAGUGUAUUUUGAUUUUUUGUAUGUGAAGCACAGUAUGUAAAUCGUUCGUAGUACCAGUGUCAACAAAUAUAAGCAGUCUGGACUAGAAUUAAGGGAAUCCCUCACUCUUCUUGUUCCCAGUAAACCGAAUUCUAGAUUGUUCAAAUAUUUUGAUUAGUAGAAAAAGACCGAAUAAAAUUGUGUAGUAAAGUAACAUGAGGUUCAGUGCGUCAUUGGUUCAGAAAAAGAUUUAAUGAGUUGUUAAAUCUGUCGCCUGCUCAUUGUGACUAUGAAGCUUAGCAAAUUAGCCUGUCCAGAACUUUCUCCUCCUUUGGGGAGUAUUAUUUAAGACUUACGUGGGUGAAUAUAGUGUGUGUAUGUAUACUGUAUUUAUUUACUUGUAUCAGUGUCAAUGACAAGGGAGUUUCGGGUAGUCCUAGGGCAAGGGCCCAUACACCACAUAUGCCAGUGUUGAGCGGGUAGGAUUAUAUGCCACAAGCACCUGCAGUUGGGCCCUCAGCAUCGCUAGUGUGGAAGAUUGCAGAUGACUGUCAGACAGGACGUCUUCAGCCCCAGCACAGUGGACCAGUCAGCAUUUUGAGAGAGAAGGGAGAAGGCAGCAUCGAGCACAACGCCCAUGGAGGAAGCUUGCAGUGUCGUGCCUGGUAGUGAGCAUCUAUUUCUCUUUCAAGGCUAGCUAAACCCUCCAGCAGCUGGUGCUAGCGAAGAAAGACUAGUUCCUGGACACAUUGGAGAUCCCGUUGAGUCAGAGAUACUUCAGUUUUACCCGCAAAUGCUAGAUUUCAGACAUUAACAAGAAAAGGGAGUGAGUAUUUCACAAAAGCUGACUUAAGAAGAUGGAGCAGGUAAGAGUAACCACUUUGCUUGAUUUACAGAUGUGGAAAGAGGCAUUCUCUUCUUGCUGAAAAACUGUAAAGACCUGAUAACAUGGAAGGUUCUGGAUGGGUAAGACUUUUUCAAAAUAUUAUCCAAGGCUGCUCAUAUUGUAAUCUAACAGUAUAUAUGGUGAUUAUACAAGUUGGAAGGGUCUUUUAAGGUAAACCGAGCAGGAUGACAUCCAGUAUUGUUUCACUUUGACCAUAAUCAGCCUGUGACUUUCACCACACUGCUUGGUAUACCUUGAAGGCAAAAUAUGUUGUAUUGUUUUAUUGUCCUUUUACUCUCAGCAAGUUCUGAUUAAGUCGGUAGUGAUGAAACCCUCCUCAACAAAACAAGAUUACCAUACUUCUCGAAAAAUAAUAGGGCAGCAACACUGUUAUUUUCAUUAUCAAUUAAGCAGUUCAUUAUUUUCUUGAUUUAUUGUUUGGCUUAUAAAAUGUUAAAAAUAGUGGAGAUUACUGAUCACAAUAUCAAAGAGCACAAGAUGAUAUCUUCAAAUGUUUUAUUUUGUUAGACCAACAAUCCAAAAGACAAAGAUGUUCAAUUUAUUACAAGUAAGAUCAAGAAAAGUAAAUGGCUUUUUUUGCUUGAAAUGUAAUGUAAAGGAUCAAUCAGUUAUCAGAGCAGUUGCCUAUCAUUUUUUCUUUUGAUCGAUUAACUGAUAAAUCGUUGGAGAAGCACUUUUUACUCCGAGAACUUUUUAUCAUUGCUAAGAUGUCUGCCUAUAGUAAUAUAAUGCAAACUAGUGUUUCAGUCAUGAAAGGGCUGUUAAUCAGCGCUCUGAUGAGCCACCUUUUAAGGCGACAGGGAAAAGACUAAAAGAGCUCCAAAAAGGUCAGAUCCUCUACCCAUAUCACAGGAGCAUCCUCAAAACUAACUAAAUUAAUAAUUAAAUCAUUCAGCGUGUCAGGGAGUUAACAUAGACAAACUGCAUUAACUGAGAGCAACUGUGGUCCCAAGUUUAAACUGCUGGUAACAAACAGGAACAUGGGAGACUAAACAUAUAUUCACAACUAGUAAUUGGCAUGCUGUGCCAGGAAGUGGUAGCUUGGAUGAUUUUUACUUUGACACAUUUGACACAUUUGGUCCACCCACUUGAGAGUUCCUUUAAAAAAACAGAAACCCCAGAUCUGCUGCUACUGUACGUGUAGCUUUUAACUAGAAGAAGUAUUUGAGGAUGGAGAAAUAAUUUCAACAAAUGUCUUUAAACGAUCUAAAUUUGGAUUUUUGGAUCUUUAUAACUUUCAAGAUUUAUGCACAUCAAAACUAUUUUCAAACUUUAUCGAAGUGAGGAUGUCUAUGUCAGACGUGUUACUGCUCAGUGGUAGAAGUAAAACCCACAAAAUGACCUGCUUUAAACUUAGAUUUUAAGCAGUUUGUGUUUGAAAGAAUGAAUACAUGCACUUUUUAGGAUUUCAGGCAGGUCAUGUUUACUCAGUCUGAAAGGGAAAAUACAGUGCCUGCUAAUAUGUUUCCAAAUCAGUUCCAGGAUAGUAUUUCUACUGAGGAAUGUAGAAUGACGACUUCAUUACACAGAACAAAGCUGUACUUGGCAAAAGCACACUAGAGUCAAUGAACCAUGUUGGUUUAUGUGUAAGAUUAUUUAAAUGUAAAAUGUGACUUGUGUUCUUAAAUAAAAC
Xiphias gladius (swordfish) is the source of this 4163-nucleotide messenger RNA. It is a transcript of the gene hnrnpa3, whose product is annotated as heterogeneous nuclear ribonucleoprotein A3. The record is from RefSeq and is a predicted model, not a curated record. Bases 159 to 1163 code for a protein of 334 amino acids. Lineage: Eukaryota; Metazoa; Chordata; Actinopteri; Istiophoriformes; Xiphiidae. Gene Ontology annotation, molecular function: RNA binding. The transcript has 11 exons.